Messenger RNA from Trichophyton benhamiae CBS 112371, 840 nucleotides. RefSeq names its product methyltransferase GliN. The transcript has 2 exons. The record is from RefSeq and is a predicted model, not a curated record. NCBI's taxonomy places the organism in Eukaryota, Fungi, Ascomycota, Eurotiomycetes, Onygenales, Arthrodermataceae. Gene Ontology annotation, molecular function: methyltransferase activity. The coding region runs from base 1 to 840 and encodes 279 amino acids.
AUGUACUGGUUAUCUCCUCUGCUUCUGACUCUCUCACUGACUUUUUUAUUCGAUAGUGGGCCAUGUAAGCUCCUUAAAAAUGAGUCACAGCACCAUAUGAGCGGUUGUCUAAUAGGCAUACUCAGUGAUUUUGCCGACGAAUAUCCUUCCGCUGAGGUUAUCGGAACCGACCUAUCUCCAAUUCAGCCUGCCUUUGUCCCACCAAACCUCCGCUUCGAAAUCGAUGAUGCGAGCGAAGAUUGGACAUUUCCGGAGGACCACUUCGAUUUGAUACAUAUUCGUGCCCUUUAUGGUGCGAUAUCAGACUGGCCGAAACUUUACUCCCAAGCUCUUAAGCAUCUGAAACCUGGCGCAUGGUUCGAUCAGAUCGAGAUGUCCAUAGAAUUCCGAUCAGACGAUGGAACCGUUACUGACGACCAUGUGCUCGCAGUAUGGUCGCGGACGUUUAUUGAAGCUGGUGAAAGGAUUGGCAAGACCUUCCGUAUCGCUGAUUUAGCCAAAAAAUAUAUGGAUGAUGCUGGCUUCGAAAAUGUUGUGGAGACGAGAUUCAAACUCCCCGUAGGAGGCUGGGGGAAAGACAAACAGAUCAAGCGGCUCGGCCAGUGGAAUCUUCUCCAUUGCGAAGAGGGCAUUGAAGGCUGGGCCAUGGCCUUACUUACCAGAGUCAUGCAGGUAUGUCGUUGUCCAGAUUUCUUCUUUUCCCCAUCUGUCGCCCCGGGUGUCCAAAAUUUUGACUUUCGCCAUCUCCUCCAGUGGACUUAUGAGGAGGUCCAAAUAUUUUUAGCUAAAAUGCGGGCCGGGCUUCGCGACCCGAAGACCCAUGCAUACUUCUAUGUGUAA